Messenger RNA from Thyridium curvatum, 1446 nucleotides. RefSeq lists its product as uncharacterized. The record is from RefSeq and is a predicted model, not a curated record. The coding region runs from base 1 to 1446 and encodes 481 amino acids. Gene Ontology annotation, molecular function: transmembrane transporter activity. NCBI's taxonomy places the organism in Eukaryota, Fungi, Ascomycota, Sordariomycetes, Thyridiales, Thyridiaceae. Gene Ontology annotation, cellular component: fungal-type vacuole membrane. Gene Ontology annotation, biological process: transmembrane transport. The transcript has a single exon.
AUGGACCCUGCUCAGUCUUGGUUCUCGCGCCUGGUAGCAGAGAUCGGCAUCUCUGCCAUCACAGGGUCAUGCCGCGACACAAAACUAUUAUGCGCACAACGGAUGGUCCGACUCUUUGCAUACGGAGCAUCAUUCCUGAUCCUCGUCCAGUUUCUCUCUAGCCUGGACAUUCCCGACGAUCGCAUCGGCCUCUUCAUGACCCUGACCUUGCUCGGAGAUGUCGCCAUCAGCUUCGUCCUGACCGCCAUCACCGACGCCGUCGGCCGCCGGAAGAUCCUCGCGAUCGGAUCCUUCCUGAUGAUCGUCAGCGGCGUCGUGUUCUUUAUCGCCGAUAACUACUGGAUCCUCCUCUUCGUCAGCGUGCUGGGCGUCAUCAGCCCCAGCGGCAACGAGAUUGGACCCUUUCGCGCUGUAGAGGAGUCCGUUCUCGCCCAGCUCACACGCAAGGAGCAUCGAAGCGACAUCUUUGCCUGGUACACGCUACUAGGCAAUGCUGGUGCAGCCUUGGGCACGCUCACUAGCGGCUGGCUGGUCCAGGUACUCACGCGCACCAAGUCCUGGGAGAAUAUCAGGGCCUACCGUGCUGUCUUUCUUCUCUAUGCCGUUUUAGGCUUGGUCAAACUGACCCUGACUCUUGCCCUCUCGCCCGAAGUUGAGGCCUCGCGAUGGGCUAGUGUUAAAGGAGGUGACGACGAUCAGGAAGCGGAAAGAGGCCUGCUUGCUGAUGGAGCUGCUCAGCAAGAUGGGACCCAAGACAUGGGCACCUUGACCCAACCAGAGACGCCCACGAAGCGAGGAUCUGCGGUUGGCAAACAAAUUCGCAGCCUGCUCCCGGAGAUCUCACCUGAGUCGCGCUCCAUUCUCUGGAGGCUCCUUCUGCUCUUCUCUGUCGACUCUUUUGCCUCCGGUAUGGCCGCGCCGUCUUGGCUCACCUACUUCUUCACCAAGGUGCACUCGUUGCAGCCCUCCACGCUCGGCACCCUCUUCCUGGUCACCAACAUCUUGGCAACGGUCUCGAACCUCGCCGCACUGCCGCUAGCCCGCAAGAUCGGCCCACUCAAGACCAUGGUCUUCACACACCUGCCGUCGUCGCUGUGCCUCGCCGCCAUCCCUCUGCCACCAGCCUCAGCUGGCGGCACUUGGGCCGCCAUGGGAUUGCUCGCGCUGCGGGCAACUACAAACAGCAUGGACCAGGCCCCGCGACAGGCCUUCCUCUCCGCUGCGGUGUUGCCUGCCGAGAGGACGGCUGUGCUGGGCGUAGUCAAUAUCGUCAAGACACUGGCACAGGCCGGGGGGAUAGGCUCCACGGGGAUUCUCGCCAAGGCAUCCUUGUGGAUCGCCGUCCUCGGCGGCGCGGGACUUCUGAAAGGUCUCUAUGACUUGAUGAUGCUCUGGAUGUUCCUUCAUCUCAAGGAUAGGGAUGAGGAAGAGGUUGUGUCUACAUGA